This is a messenger RNA of Rotaria sp. Silwood1, 2121 nucleotides long. NCBI's taxonomy places the organism in Eukaryota, Metazoa, Rotifera, Eurotatoria, Philodinida, Philodinidae. The record is from the annotation of a GenBank genome assembly.
AUGGACCAAAUAUGUGUAAAAACACAUCAAUUUGGUCGUGGGGAUGUUUUCGGUGGUAUAUCAAGCUUAUAUACAUCUUUUCGCUAUUUAUUACGUAUUUCUGAUCAUUUAUCCAAUGAACAACUACGAAAAACUGUGGCUGAUUUUAUUCUGCAACAUGAAGAUAUGCAUUAUGAGGCGUUACGCUAUGUUCCUGUUGGCAAUACUAUCGAAUAUUGUUGUAAACAAAUUAAGAAUGGUAAUAUACAAAUUAUUGAUUUAGAAGUUCAGGCUCUAGUUAUGUUAUAUGGCAAAGCAAUAUAUUUAGUUUACAAGAGCGAUAAAUUGAAAAGCAUUGAAGUAUUUCCUUUCUUGGAUCAUGUAAAUAUGUCGUCAGAUACAAUGUGUAUUUAUAUCUUCUAUGAUGAAACAAAAUCCAGUUUUAAUCCAUUAUAUGUGACUACCGAAUGCAAGACAACAAAAAUAACAACUUUUAAUUAUAAUGAUAACGUAGUGAAAUCUCUUCUUCGUAAAUUUAUCAAAGAUGAUCUUAAAUAUAAAAAUGAUGUAAAAACAGAUGAUUAUGAUGAUAACAACAUAAAUAAAGCAACAUGUCCCACAGAAUACAAUCGUGAAUCGAAAUCUGUCUCAAGUUCAAUUCCUGCAAAUGAUAAUAACAAUUCAUCAUACGAGCAAAAAGCAACAGGUGAUAAAAAAUCAAUUUCAAGUGAUUAUAAUUAUUCCUCAUGUAAAAAUGGAAACAAAAAAGGAACUAAUGAUCUUAAAAUGUUUGGCCAUGUUAUAGUAAAGCAAGGAUUAUGCUUUAAAGAGCAAAGUAAUGUACGUAAAUGCACUAAAGAUUAUCAACUGGAAACAGGUCGACGAUCAACAUUAGAUAACAAAUCAUCAAGAAUUGGUAAUAAAAUAUCCGAAGUAACACAUAAAUUUCGUCGUGAAGAAGCUGAUCCUGAUGGUUCAUGUUUAUUUUGGAGUGUUGGCUACUUGGUUGGCUCAUUAAAAAACUCAACUGUCGAAGAUAUAUGUAAAGCCAUGCUCAAUUAUAUUUCGCAAGAUGAAGAACUGAAGAGUCUUGCUGUUGCAAGCGUUGAGGGUUGUCAAAAUUUCGAAGAUUAUAAGUCUCGAAUUACUGGUGGUUUAUGGGGUGGCGAAUUUGAAAUUUCUACCUUAGCCAAAACGCAUGAAAAAUUGAUUAUUUUAGCUUCGAUAGAAUAUAUCCACGGUGAACUUGAUUGGAAAAUUUCUUAUUAUGAUACUGAAUCUAAUCCAUUGUCUGAAUGCAUUUAUGUUCUUUUUGAUGAAAAAUUACGCCAUUUCGAUCCAUUAGUUGUUAUUAAUAAGAUAGAUUCAAAAGAAAAAUUCAAGAUUUUUAAGCGUGGUGAUCAAACAAUAAGAAAUCUUCUUAUUCGAUUCAUCCGUGAAAACUUUAAUUAUAAGAAAGAAAUAAAAUUUAUUGAUCAAAUCGAAACAUCAUCUGUGACAAAGGGUAAAUCCACAAUUACAAAAGCUCCUUUGUUCUCUAUGAAUCAAAAAUCAAAGACAAGUUCUCAAUUGGCUUUCAAUUAUAAUCAGAAAUGUCAACAAACUGAACCUGUAACAUCAUGUGAGAAGAGAUUUUAUUGUGGUGCUGAAGAUGAAAAUACAUCGAAUUAUAAUCAUAAAUUAUUAGAAACAAGACGAUUCUUCUAUGCUGGACAUAAUAAUAUUGAUUACUAUUUUAAUAUUCUGAAGCAAGAUUUAUUAAAUACUCCUGCUCAAUAUCUUAUGAAGAUUUACCUUUUAAAACGAAAUGAUAAUAACAUAUGCUAUCAUCCUUAUUGGAAAUUUCAAGUACAAUCAAUUGAUAAACAUACAUAUUACUGUAAUCCAAUGGAUAUUGAACUUGAUAUCAAAAAUAAAUUAAUAACUGACCCCGAUGGAACACAACAAUUAAAACUUUCAGUGCUUGUCAAUAGAAUAAUAUACGAUGAGUUGGCGACAAGUACAACAACUAGCAAUGAAUUUGAUAUUGCAAUAAGUCUAUGGCGAAAACAAGCUGAUGAAACAAAAUUUUAUCAAUAUAAUGAUGUAAAAUAUAUAAGAAAUAUCUCAACAAAAGGUAAAUCAAAUAAAGAAUACAUUUAA